Necator americanus (New World hookworm) is the source of this 363-nucleotide messenger RNA. RefSeq lists its product as uncharacterized. The record is from RefSeq and is a predicted model, not a curated record. Bases 1 to 363 code for a protein of 120 amino acids. The transcript has a single exon. Lineage: Eukaryota; Metazoa; Nematoda; Chromadorea; Rhabditida; Ancylostomatidae.
AUGCGAAAAACAAUAGAUCAGUGUCCUGCCGAUAUCAUUCUGGCACCAUCAGGAUGCCCCUUGACUGAUCACGAUGUUGUUAUAUUCGCGGAAAACAGUAAAAAACUUCAACAUGUUGUCAACCUUGUGUCGAAGCUGGCUGCAGCCUAUGGACUACGACUACGCCCUGAUAAAUUCAAGCAGAUCUGGAUCUCUUCGAGACUCCGAAAGGGAAUCAGGGUGGACGGACAACCGAUAGAACUCGCCAAUGAGUUCUGUUACCUGGGUUGUACGCUGAAAAACAACGGCAGCUACGAGAAAGAUAUUCAGCAAAGAUGCGCUAAGGCCAUUUCUACAUUCAACUCCUUAACGAAAUGCCUGUGA